This is a messenger RNA of Durio zibethinus, 1033 nucleotides long. Its product is annotated as major strawberry allergen Fra a 1-2-like. Gene Ontology annotation, molecular function: abscisic acid binding; signaling receptor activity; protein phosphatase inhibitor activity. The record is from RefSeq and is a predicted model, not a curated record. Gene Ontology annotation, cellular component: cytoplasm; nucleus. Gene Ontology annotation, biological process: defense response; abscisic acid-activated signaling pathway. NCBI's taxonomy places the organism in Eukaryota, Viridiplantae, Streptophyta, Magnoliopsida, Malvales, Malvaceae.
UGAUCAUUUCUCAAAUCACAAGUAAUCAUGGGUGUUUUCAGUUAUGAAUCUGAGGUUGUUACUUCAAUCCCACCAGCCAAGAUGUUUAAGGCUUGUAUCCUUGAUGGUGACAAGCUCAUUCCCAAGGUUGUUCCUCAGGCAUUUAAGAGUGUUGAGUAUAUUGAAGGCAAUGGUGAGCCUGGGAGCAUCAAGAAAGUUACUUUUGGAGAAGGAAGCCAAUUCAAUUACGUGAAGCAGAAGAUAGAAGCACUAGACAAAGAAAAUUUUGUGUAUAGUUAUAGUAUAAUCGAAGGAGAUGCUUUGAUGAACACUCUUGAGAAAAUAACUUACGAAACCAAAUUAGAACCCUCUGCAGCUGGGGGAUCCAUAUGUAAGACUACUAGUAAAUAUUACAACAUUGGCGACUUACAGCUCAAGGAAGAGGAAAUCAAGGCAGGCAAAGAAAAGGCCUCGGGAAUGUUCAAGGCUAUUGAAGCCUACCUCUUGGCAAAUCCUGAAGCCUACUAAAAAUCCCAAUAUUGAGAAUUUGAGAUAGCAUCCACUUCAAUGAUCAUACAAUGUGGAAUGCAUAUGUACCUUUUUUUUUUUAGUUUCUAGUUUUAGCGGUUGUUGGUCCAUAUGACCUUCAUAUUGCUAAUAAGAGUUCACAGUUUGUCCUGACUAGCAGGAAGCUUGAACUGAAAAUGUCAACUGCCAGUAAUAAAUAAAGGAGCGUCGAAUGUGUUUAGCUUUAAAUUAAAAGUUGUUUUGCGAUCAAGCUAUCCAUUGAAAAUGAUGAGUGCAUUAUCUUCAUCUUUCAAGAUUUACUAGUUAUAUAUCCUGAACAUAACAAAGUCAAGUUUUAGAAGAAAUGUGAGACUAAUUCUGACGCGUAAACUAGUUCUUUUUGGACAUUUUGUCGGAAAAGUUAGAAAUUCGUGAUUGUAGUUAAAUUGAAAUUAAAAUUACAUGAUAACUUUUACGAGAUCGAUUAAUAAAAAUUCUUUGUUUGAAUGCCAGGUAGUAUGAACAAGGCAAUAAAUAUUGACGUCCA